AUGGUCGUGUCAACGAUCUCGGCGCCACUUAUGGGCAAGACUGCCAUCAUCACAAGAGGAAGCAAAGGAAUCGUCGAAUCAACUGGCUCCCAAUUUGUCCGCAAAGGCUAUACCGCCAUCGCAAUCACCUCCCUCCAAGACGACACCGCCGCGAACUCAGUGCUCUUACGACUCCGCGAUAUCGACUCCAUUAUCACCACAGCCGCCAUCAAAGGCGACUGCUGCGACGGCAACUUCAGCAGGCAAGUCCAUGUAGGACAGUCUCCAUGGCCUAAAAACCGAGUAUAUCCACACCUCGUCUCCAACGCCAGUCUACGGGACAUCAACGCCUUCAAACCUGUCGAUCAAACCCAAUAG
Rhinocladiella mackenziei CBS 650.93 is the source of this 357-nucleotide messenger RNA. RefSeq lists its product as uncharacterized. The coding region runs from base 1 to 357 and encodes 118 amino acids. The record is from RefSeq and is a predicted model, not a curated record. The transcript has a single exon. NCBI's taxonomy places the organism in Eukaryota, Fungi, Ascomycota, Eurotiomycetes, Chaetothyriales, Herpotrichiellaceae.